AAUAAAGAUAUAUAUUUUGGUGGUAAUGAAAAUGGCUCCACAGAAUGCCGACUCGGAGUCUAUGCAAGUUCAAGAGCUCACUGCACCAGCCCCAGACCUCCAGAAAUCUGAAAAUAAGGAGAGUGAAAACCACGAUGAGACAGUUAGUGAAGGAUCCAUAGACCGCAUACCAGUUCGCCUUUGGGUGAUGCAUGGGGCAGUAAUGUUUGGCAGGGAAUUCUGUUAUGCCAUGGAAACGGCUUGGGUCACACCGAUAUUGUUGCAAAUUGGUCUUCCGGAACAGUACUAUAGCCUCACUUGGUUCCUUAGCCCUAUCCUGGGUCUCAUCUGCACUCCACUGAUCGGUUCUGCUAGUGACCGAUGUACACUUAGCUGGGGCCGCCGGCGGCCUUUCAUUCUUGCUCUCUGCAUCGGAGUUCUCUUUGGAGUUGCACUUUUCCUCAAUGGUCCUGCCUUAGGUCUGGCCCUUGGUGAUGUUCAGAAUAAGCAUCCAAUUGGGAUCGUCCUCACAGUGCUUGGUGUUGUGGUUUUGGAUUUCAGUGCAGAUGCAACAGAAGGGCCAAUUCGUGCCUACUUGCUGGAUGUCGUGGACAGUGAAGAACAAGACAUGGCCCUUAACAUCCAUGCCUUUUCAGCCGGUCUUGGAGGAGCAACUGGCUAUGUGCUUGGAGGAUUGGAUUGGACACAGACCUUCUUAGGUGUCUGGUUUAAAACCCAGUAUCAAGUUCUCUUCUUCUUUGCAGCUGUCAUUUUCACAGUGUCUGUAGUCCUUCACCUUUUUAGCAUCGAAGAAGAGCAAUAUUGCCCUCAGCAAGAGCGAAUUGAAGAAGCAGACACCCUCUCCAGCGGCAAAUUCAGCAGCAGCCUCCCCCCGCUCAGCCGCUUGAAUGUAAUUAAUGAGGGAGAGCCAUAUGGGGUGUCUAUGUUUGCUGAUGAAGUACAGUCUGAGCAUGAGCUCAGUCUAGAUUAUCUCGAUGUGGACAUCGUAAGAAGUAAAAGUGACUCUGUACUUCACAUGCCUGAUGCAACAUUGGAAAUUGAGCCAGAGCUACUUUUCCUUCAUGACAUUGAACCCUCCAUUUUUCAAGACUCUUCAAACCCUAACACUCCCCGAAGCACCAGCCAGGAGCUUAUGAAAUGCAAACGGAGCCGUUUGUCCACUCUCCUCAGGGAAAAUGAAAAAGAAGAUGAUAUGUUGCUUGAUAAUCACUUGAAUGAAGCCAAAGUCCCAAAUGGCAGUGGCUCUCCACCAAAAGAUCUCAUCAACGGAAACUCUAAAAUGGCCUUGAAGACGUCAAACACUUCAGGCUCCAUUCGGAGGAGAAGGCACAUGUUCUACCGCCAGGCCUCUUGCACCUUUUCGUACUAUGGCAAAGUAGGGUCUCACCGUUACCGUUUCCGAAGAGCUAAUGCCGUUGUUCUGAUUAAGUCAUCCCGCAGCAUGAAUGAUAUCUAUGAUAUACAGAAGAGGCAUCGUCAGAGGUGUAGACAAAGAAACCAGAGUGGUGCGACCAAUUCUAGUGGCGACUCAGAGAGCGAAGAAGGGGAAAAUGAGACCACAGUCAAACUGCUGUGGCUGUCCAUGUUGAAGAUGCCCAAGGAGCUAAAGAGGCUUUGCCUGUGUCACCUUGUGACCUGGUUUUCAAUCAUUGCCGAAGCAGUGUUUUAUACAGAUUUUAUGGGCCAAGUUAUCUUUGAAGGUGACCCUAAGGCACCUUCAAAUUCUACUGCUUGGCAUGCAUAUAAUGCCGGCGUGAAGAUGGGCUGUUGGGGAUUAGUCAUCUAUGCCUCUACUGCUGCUAUUUGCUCAGCCCUGUUACAGAAGUAUUUGGACAACUAUGACCUUAGUAUAAGGGUCAUUUACAUCCUAGGAACGCUGGGCUUUUCGAUUGGUACUGCAGUGAUGGCCAUUUUCUCCAACAUCUACAUCGCUAUGAUAAUGAUCAGCACUAUGGGCAUCGUCUCAAUGAGCAUAUCCUACUGUCCCUAUGUACUCUUAGGGCAAUAUCAUGAGAUUAAAGAGUAUGUGCAACACAGCCCUGGAAAUUCAAGGCGUGGAUUUGGCAUUGACUGUGCAAUCCUCUCCUGUCAGGUGUAUAUUUCCCAAAUACUUGUAGCCUCUGCACUUGGUGGAGUUGUGGAAGCAGUAGGUACUGUCCGUGUUAUUCCGAUGGUGGCAUCUGUGGGGUCAUUCUUGGGCUUUUUGUCAGCAACAUUCCUGGUGAUUUACCCUGAUGUCUGUGAAGAAUCCAAGGAAGAGCAUAAGGGACUGUCUUCUCGCCACACAGCUGGGAGUGGCAACACUGAGGAGAGACCCAAUGUUUUAAAGCUCUUUCGGAAAGAGGAUACCCAAGUCUCAGUAGAGAGCGAGUCAGUCAUCUGAACCUACCAUUCUGAUUUACACACAUU
Molecule: messenger RNA, 2409 nt
Organism: Trichosurus vulpecula (common brushtail)
Lineage: Eukaryota; Metazoa; Chordata; Mammalia; Diprotodontia; Phalangeridae
Gene: SLC45A4
Product: solute carrier family 45 member 4
Exons: 7
Coding region: 26-2383 (785 amino acids)
Biological process (GO): transmembrane transport
Cellular component (GO): membrane
Molecular function (GO): sucrose:proton symporter activity
Source: RefSeq, a predicted model, not a curated record